Molecule: messenger RNA, 360 nt
Organism: Angiostrongylus costaricensis
Lineage: Eukaryota; Metazoa; Nematoda; Chromadorea; Rhabditida; Metastrongylidae
Source: the annotation of a GenBank genome assembly
AUGGAUGCCUUUCUGUUCGUUCUUUUGUCCCUACAGAUUUACUACCUUGGAGUUGCAACAGACAAUUUCGUUGAUUUUAUGGAGAAUGUUAUCGAUGUGACGAAAGUUACAUCGGAAGAAGACGGUCUAUUCGUUUGGAGCAGCGAUCAGAAAGAAGAGCAGGAUCUAAGUGUCAAAUUCCACGACGUUAACGACGUUAUCGCUCUUAUCGGAAUCCAUGACCGAUUUCCUCGCGCAAAGUUCGACGACUACGUUGAGUAUAGUGUUGGGAUCAAUCAGCGUGCUGAUGUGUACGUACAGUACAACUUGACAAAAAACGGCUUCUACAAGUUUUCUGUUGAGGUGCUUUUUUCAUAUUGA